Bufo bufo (common toad) is the source of this 1946-nucleotide messenger RNA. RefSeq names its product sialic acid-binding Ig-like lectin 12. Bases 88 to 1857 code for a protein of 589 amino acids. Lineage: Eukaryota; Metazoa; Chordata; Amphibia; Anura; Bufonidae. The record is from RefSeq and is a predicted model, not a curated record. The transcript has 11 exons.
UUUAUUUCUAGGAGAAAGACCGUUCUCACACUAAGCUAAUCCAGUGGUCAUCUCAGUAUCAGGAAGAGGCAGAUAAAGGGCUUCAGCAUGUGGUUCCAUCUUUCUAUUGUCCUUCUUCUACUUUGGAAAAGUAUCCUGUGUGCAGAGCUUCCUGGUUACUCUAUUUUCGUUAAUUCUAGCUUCUCUGUCCAGGAGUCGCUCUGUGUCACCAUUCCUUGCACUUUUAUUGCCAGCUCUAGAAGUGGAUUCAGGAAUUCCAGGGGAUUCUGGCUCAAGAGUCCCAUACUUCCAUUUCAAGUUGUAGCCACUAAUGUCAAAUCCAGGAGCGUCCUAAAGCAAAACUUCCAUCUGACGGGAAAUACGGAUAAUGGAGACUGCACAUUGACUAUAACUGAUGCCAGGAGAGAAGAUGCUGGCACUUAUUACUUUCGGUUUGAAGACAGUAUUAAUAAUUCUAUAAAUUAUAAUUAUGGGAGCUCACUGGUCAAUGUGAAGGUAACUGAUUUAUCAGAUAAACCGAAGAUAUCUCCUGUGGGAAGGAUUACUGCUGGUGAGGAGGUAACUCUCGAUUGCACAAAUCCUGGAAGAUGUUCUGGGAAAUCUCCACUUAUCACAUGGGAAGGAAAAUAUGAAAUAUCUGGAGUAACACAGAGAUAUAUGGAAAGGAAUGAAGAUGGUACAAUGACACAUCACGCCAGUCUCACCUUUAUUCCAUGGAUUCAGCAUAAUCAGUCUUUACUCACCUGUAAAGUGACAUUUGAAAGUAAUGUAACCACCAGUAGGAGCAUAAGACUAAUGGUUCAAGCUUCUCCGGAUCAGUCGAUUAUAUGUCCAGUUUGCAGAAGUAUGGAUUCUAUCGUCAUCGCUGGGAUGGUCGCUGGUAACAUCAUAAUCCUGACCCUUAUCACUGUGGGAUCAUAUUUCUUUCUCAAGAAACAUACAGAGAAAAAGAAAUUAAGGAAUAAACCCAAUGGUGGUGAACAGAGAGAAGAAGGAACAGAGUCUACUUAUCAGCCUAAAGACAACAGUUUGUCUGCAGCCACAGAUAAUGAGAUGAUGAACUCUGUUUCAUCCAGAUUUCUACUGCAUAAUUUGUACUUAAAGUUCUACAAUCUCUGUUCAAUCUUUACUCAAGGUAAACCAAGCAUUCAUUUCAAUAUCACGAUGAAGGAAAUCAUGUUGAUCUAUCUUGUGGUUAUCCAUUCUCUCUUCUGGGAAGGUAUCAAGUGUCAGGAGACCCUUGGCUCCUCCAUUCAUGUUAAUGGCAGUGUCAGUGUGCAGGAGGGACACUGUGUCUUCAUUCCUUGUACAUUUAGUGUCCAAACUUCCUUACUAUUUUCCCGUGGAUUCUGGCUCAUAGGCUCUAAAUCCUCACAAAGUUAUGCUGCCACUAAUGAUCGGUACGCAACUGUGCAAAAGUCAAAUUUCCACUUGGUAGGAAAUCCAAAUAAUGGAGACUGCUCACUGGUAAUAAUUGAUGCCAGGAAAGAAGAUGAAGGGGUCUAUUACUUUCAAUUUAAUGAAAAUCGAUUCACCAGUAAAUUUGGCAUAGUAACAUUUCCAGAGGAAGUGAAAGUUGUGGUGACUGCCCCUAGGACUGUAGCAUCCAGGACUGUGACUUCACGCAUCAUUGUGUGGACAGUAUUCAGUAACUUCGCCACCCUGGUCCUGACUAUUGUAGGAUUGCAUCGCUACCUUAAGAAAAACAUGGAGAACAGCCAGUCUGGAAAUGGACAUCCCCACGGAGUCCCGGGAGCACAAUCCAGUUAUGAGGAACUAACAGAACAGACGGACGAAGCAUACGAAAUCAUGAAAACACCGCAGUGUGGAAAACUAUCAAGUUGUAAAUGCUUUUAAAUCAUGUAAAGCAAUCUGGGAUAAAAUAAUGGUUUUGGAUCCAGUAAGGCAGCCUUUUUCUAAAUUUGCCUUACUUUUUAUUUUAAAAC